AUGUUUAAGAGGGAUCAGGGAAGUUCAAGAGAGUUCAGGAAGGUUCAGGAAUGUUUAAGAGGGAUCAGGGAAGUUCAAGAGAGUUCAGGAAUGUUCAGGAGAGUUCAGGAAAGUGUUGAAGCCCAAUCACCGGGCGUCCCUGCCGGCGGCGUUUACAGGGGGGCGGGAGAGAAGGAGGCUCGGCAGGCCCCCACGCGUCACUGCCCCGCGGAAAGUAACCCUCGUGACACACUCGAGAGAAAGAAUGAGACGGCAGGGAGACGCAGCCCAGGGAGGCCCAGCGUGGUGGAUAUUGGCGCCUCGGGGCUGGGCCUUGGGUGGCCGUGUGGUGGGAGCCUAGCAGCGCUGGUCCUGGGCACCACGCUGCAGGCCACCACGCAGGACGUCUCGCCCGAGGAGCUUCCGGUGGAGGCCACGCAGGAGGUGCGCAGCGACCCUGGCCAGGACGCCGUGGCCGCCACGUGCCCCGCAUCCUGCUUCUGUGAGGAGGAGGCGGAGUACGCCACCUGCGUGGGGGACGGCCAAUGGGCGCCGCCGACGCUGCCGUCUGGCCUGAGCCGCGUGGAGCUGCGCAGCUUCCUGGUGCCGGAGCUAGAGGCGGAGCAGCUGCGGCGCCUUGCAACAUCUCCAGGCUGGUGGACGACGCCUUCGCCGCCAUGCCGGACCUGGACAGACUGGACCUGUCUGAGAAACAGGCUGACAGCGCUGGGCCCCGCCUCUCUGCGCGGCCUUCGAGGCGCUGCACCACCUCGACCUGUCCGCCAACCUACUGGCCAACCUGACGCAGGCCUUCACGCACCUGCCCGCCCUGCAGCACCUCAACCUGCGGGACAACAGGCUGGCCAGCCUGGCCAAGGACACCUUCCAGGGGACUGGACCGCGUCCAGCACGUCAACCUGGACUCCAACAGGAUCGUGUCCGUGGAGGUGGCGGCCUUCCAGCACCUCACCAGCUUGGCCGUGCUGGUGCUGUCCAACAACCCGCUCACCACGCUCUCCACGCUCGACUUCUUCGGGUCGCGGCUGCAGUACAUCGACGUGUCCAACAUCGGCAUCACGCGCGUUCCGCAGGCUCUCACGCAGUUCGUGCGAGACUUGCGGCUCGCCAAGAACUCCAUCAGCGAGAUCCACCGCGGGCGACCUGGACUCCUACCCCAACCUAGGCCUGCUGGUGCUUGACGACAACGGCUUGCAGCUGCUGGAGGAGGACGCGCUGGGGCGCCACGAGUGCCUGGCCUGCCUGUGGCUCAACGGCAAUAGGCUCACCAGCAUCCCCCUGUCGCUUCCCCCCGCCCUUAAGUCCCUCUACGUGGAGGAGAACCAGAUCGCGGCGCUGCGCGAGGGGGACUUCAGCGGCCUGGUCAAUCUGGAGCAGCUGCUGCUGCAGAGGAACCACAUCGCCCGCAUCGAGCCCCACGCCUUCCGCGAGCUGGUCAGCCUCAAGACCCUCGACCUGCAGGCCAACCAGCUCGCCAACCUGACGGGCCGCGUGUUCGCCGCCCUCACCAGCCUGGACACGCUGGACCUGUCCCAGAACCCGCUUCUCACGCUGGGCGCCGACGUGCUGACGGGCCUGUCCUCCGUAAAGGUGCUGCAGAUGUCCCGUAUCCACUCCGCCGCCGUGGCCAUGCCCGAGGUGCUAUUCGACCCCCUCAAGAGCCUGCAGAUCCUGGAGAUGUACGGCUCGCCCGUGCUGGUGCGGCGCCUCGUCAACACCACGCGCAUGCUGCACUCCCUGCGCGGCGUGCGGGAGCUCAACCUCAUGCACAACGACCUGGCAGCGCUGCGGCCAGACUUCCCAGACUUCUUCCCCAAGCUGCAGGUGGCUAAGCUGAGUGGCAACGCGUGGAGGUGUGACGUGCCAGACCAGGUGCUGUGGAUGAAGACAUGGAUGACUCACUCACCUGUCCACUUCUACCGGUCGCACAGCAUUAGGUGUUCCUCCCCGGCCUCUCUCGGAUACAAACCAGUUAUGCUCCUCGAAGAAACUGACUUCAUCACCACUACACUAUCCCAGCCUGCUACUACUACUACUACUGCUACUACUACUACUACUACUGCUACUACCACCACCACCACUACUACUACUGCUGCAGCGACUACUACAAGUAACGCCACGCUGGUAUUCGAGGUAACAACAGACGCGCCCUUUGAGAUGGUUCAACGCUACGGAGAUAAGGGAGAAUGUGACGGAGGAGGAGGAGGUGGUGACGGAGGCGGUGAAGGUGGAGGUGACGGAGGAGCUGAAGGGGAUAAGAGACGUGACGGAUGAUGAUGAAUUUGACACAGCAGCUUCACGUCACCAUCCUCCACCAGUCAGCGCCUCCACUGGUGACACUGAGGGAUGACUUCACGGUCCACACAGCACCAGUCACCCAGCCAGUCACCACGGAGCAGUCAAUGCAGCCUGUUCUUAUAUUGAAACAGUCAUCGCCUGUUCGCAUACCGGUCACUGGCACAUCAUUUCGAAUUGCCUCUAAGCCAACAGAGAAACCACACACAAACUACACCCACUGACUCUCCGCCAUACCUGUGAUCA
Molecule: messenger RNA, 2538 nt
Organism: Scylla paramamosain (green mud crab)
Lineage: Eukaryota; Metazoa; Arthropoda; Malacostraca; Decapoda; Portunidae
Exons: 7
Coding region: 1-2271 (756 amino acids)
Cellular component (GO): extracellular matrix
Molecular function (GO): protein binding
Source: RefSeq, a predicted model, not a curated record